AUGGUUCGUCAGCUGCAUGACGGUAUGAUGGCGCGAGUCACGGACAAGGGAGCUGUCUCAGAAGCAUUCGCAGCAAGCAACGGAGUGAAGCAGGGAUGCGUGCUGGCGCCUACCCUCUUCAGUCUUAUGUGCUCUGUCAUGUUGAAGGACGCAUACCGCGACGAAUGCCCCGGGAUUCGCAUUGUCUAUAGGACGGACGGUCACCUCCUGAAUCAACGACGUAUGCACUUCCAAUCACGCGUGUCCACAACCACCGUUCACGAACUCUUCUUUGCCGACGACUGCGCCCUUAACACAACAUCGGAUGAGGAGAUGCAAUGGAGCAUGGACCUCUUCUCUGCCGCUUGCGAGAAUUUCGGUCUGGUCAUCAACACGCAGAAGACGGUGGUCAUGCAUCAACCGCCACUCAAGACAGCCAUUCCUCCCAACAUGCUGCCACCACCAAACAGUGUAAAGCGGACCCAAUUGCAAGUGGUGGAUAACUCCCAGUUCCUGGGCAGUACCCUUUCCCGCAACACCAAAAUCGAUGACGAAGUCACCCGCAGGAUCUCGAAAGCCAGUCAAGCCUUCGGCCGCCUCCAAAGCACAGUUGGGAAUCGCCAUGGUCUCCAAAUGAGCACGAAACUGAAGAUGUACAAGGCCGUCAUGCUCCCGACGCUGCUGUGUGGAGCUGAGACUUGGACAGUGUACACGAGGCAGGCACGACGACUGAAUCACUUCCACCUCAGUUGUCUUCGUCGCAUCCUGUGGCUUAGCUGGCAGGAUCGAAUCCCCACACUGAUGUCCUGGAACGGAUGGGAAUCAUCAGCAUCUACACCAUGCUGA
This is a messenger RNA of Spirometra erinaceieuropaei, 825 nucleotides long. NCBI's taxonomy places the organism in Eukaryota, Metazoa, Platyhelminthes, Cestoda, Diphyllobothriidea, Diphyllobothriidae. The record is from the annotation of a GenBank genome assembly.